This is a messenger RNA of Cantharellus anzutake, 357 nucleotides long. RefSeq lists its product as uncharacterized. The coding region runs from base 1 to 357 and encodes 118 amino acids. Lineage: Eukaryota; Fungi; Basidiomycota; Agaricomycetes; Cantharellales; Hydnaceae. The transcript has a single exon. The record is from RefSeq and is a predicted model, not a curated record.
AUGGAGUCAAAUAAGUCCCUUCCCGGCCCUUCCGUCGGAGCGACAUCCAGGUUCGCCUCUCGUCGCUCAGGCUCAACGCCGCUUCAGCGGGACAAUCCUUCUGAAAUCCCUGGAGGCGAUAUAUACCGUGGCGCACUCCCCCAACUCCCAGAAGCGAUGGUACGCGUCCGUUCGCCUAACGCAGCCUCGAGCGGGCAUUCGUCCUCUUCAUCCGCGUCCACCGGAUUAGUGGCAAGAGCAAUCGCUGCCGUUGUGGAGCUUGCAAUCUCUCGUUGGGCCCGACCAUCUGCCUCCACAUCUAGCUCAUCCUCUACCACUUCUUCUACACUCUCAACCACCCACGCGAAGGCCUCCUAG